AUGGCCGCCCACAUCACCACCGCUGGCCACCAGAAUGCCCUGUACGACUCGACCAAGACCAACGAGAAGACACACUCGAUCAAGGACCUACCAAAGUCCAACAACUUCACCACCAACCUGCCACCCGACCAGAACUUCCCCACUCCCUCCAGUUCGCAUGCCUCCGAGCGAAAACAUCUCGGCCCUCGCUUGGUCAAGGGCGCUCUUUACACAUACGUUCGCCCCGAUCCGCCUACCAAGUACGAGGUCCUCGCCGUAUCUCCCGCAGCACUCCAAACACUCGCCAUCGACCCAUCCUCGACAGACUCACAGGACUUCAAAGACACGGUAUCCGGCACAAAGAUCCUAACAUGGGAUGAGGCCAAGGCUUCAGAAUCAAACAUGCUGCCGGAAGAGCAACAACGACGAGAACAAAUCUACCCAUGGGCACAAUGUUACGGCGGCUACCAGUUCGGCCAGUGGGCAGGCCAGCUAGGUGACGGCCGUGCUAUCUCCUUGUUCGAGGCCACAAACCCCAACUCGAAUGUACGCUACGAGGUUCAACUCAAAGGCGCAGGCAAAACACCAUACAGUCGAUUUGCAGACGGCAAGGCUGUUCUUCGAAGCAGUAUCAGAGAGUUUGUGGUUAGCGAGAACUUGCAUGCUCUUGGUAUCCCUUCUACCCGCGCGCUAGCAUUGACCUUCACUCCCGAGGACAAGGCUCUGAGAGAACGUAUCGAGCCUGGCGCCAUCGUCACUCGUUUCGCUCAAAGUUGGCUGCGCUUUGGAACUUUCGAUCUUGCACGCUCUCGUGGCGACCGGGGCCUUAUACGGAAGUUGGCAACCUAUGUUGCCGAAGAUGUCUUUGGUGGUUGGGAGAAUCUCCCAGGUGCUUUGAACUCCACUGACAAAGCUGAGUCGGUCGUUGACCCCGAGCGAGGUGUCGCAGCCUCUGUCGUACAGGGCGAGAACGAACUCGAAGAGAACCGCUUCACACGUCUCUACCGCGAGAUUGCUCGCCGAAACGCAAAGACGGUCGCACAUUGGCAGGCAUACGCUUUCACGAACGGCGUGCUGAAUACCGACAACACAUCAAUCUUUGGUUUGUCUAUUGACUUUGGCCCAUUCGCCUUUCUCGACAACUUCGAUCCUAGCUACACACCCAACCACGAUGACCACAUGUUACGUUACAGCUACCGCAACCAGCCGAGCAUCAUCUGGUGGAACCUUGUGCGUCUAGGUGAGGCCUUUGGCGAACUGAUCGGCGCCGGAGCCCGCUGCGACGACAAUGAGUUCGUCACAGAAGGCGUCAGCAAGACCUGGGCCGACGAGCUAAUCAAGCGCGCCGAGGCUUUGAUCGAGAAGACAGGCGAAGAGUUCCGCGCAGUUUUCAUGGCAGAAUACAAGCGUCUCAUGUCUGCACGUCUCGGUCUCAAGCAGUGCAAAGAUUCAGACUUUGACGUCCUCUUCUCCGAGUUGCUGGAUACACUCGAAGCAUUGGAGUUGGACUUCAACCACACUUUCCGUAAACUCAGCAACGUCAACUUAUCGGAGAUUGAGUCUGAGGAACAAAGGAAGUAUGUCGCUGGUCGCUUCUUCCACGGCGAAGGCCUCGGCGGCACUGUAGGUACCAGCGAGGAUGAUGCCAGAACUAGAAUCGGAAAGUGGCUCGAGCAAUGGCGCAAUCGUGUCAUCGAGGACUGGAGUGAAGGCAAGGAUGCCGAACGCCAGGAAGCCAUGAAGAAGGUCAACCCCAAGUUCAUCCCCAGAUCAUGGAUCCUCGACGAACUGAUCGACAGAGUGGAAAAGAAGGGCGAGCGUGACAUUCUUCAAGGUGUCAUGAAGAUGUCGCUCAACCCCUUCGAGGAGUCUUGGGGCUGGAACAAGGAAGAGGAAGACAGAUUCUGCGGUGAUGUGCCUCAUGUCAAGCGUGCGAUGCAGUGCAGUUGCAGCUCUUGA
This is a messenger RNA of Aureobasidium namibiae CBS 147.97, 1938 nucleotides long. Its product is annotated as UPF0061-domain-containing protein. The coding region runs from base 1 to 1938 and encodes 645 amino acids. The record is from RefSeq and is a predicted model, not a curated record. The transcript has 2 exons. NCBI's taxonomy places the organism in Eukaryota, Fungi, Ascomycota, Dothideomycetes, Dothideales, Saccotheciaceae.